CGUCCGAUCAAUCCUCCACCGUUCAAUCAAAACCACAUAUAAACUCAUUCAACCACAAACACUAAACACUUUAUUACCAGCAUUUCGUUUCAUUCAUUUUCUCAUUUCUUCAGAGAAGAUGAAGAAACAAAACGCAGUCGUUUUGUUACUCGCGUUCGUUAUUCUAACCACCGUGAGCGGCGAGGAUUCGAACCCUAAGAUUCAAGUGAAAUACAAGCGCGACAAAAAGUACUGUACGCAAGGCUGGGAAUGCAAGGAUUGGUCGAUUUACUGUUGUAAUUUGACGAUAAGCGAUUAUUUUCAAACGUAUCAUUUCGAGAAUCUGUUUUCGAAGAGGAACACUCCGAUAGCUCAUGCGGUAGGGUUUUGGGAUUAUCAUUCGUUUAUUAAUGCGGCCGCGCUUUUUGAGCCGCAGGGGUUUGGUACUACCGGGAAUAAGACUAUGCAGAUGAUGGAGAUUGCCGCUUUUCUUGGACACGUUGGAUCCAAAACCUCUUGUGGUUAUGGAGUGGCAACUGGAGGACCUACAGCUUGGGGUCUAUGUUACAAUCAUGAAAUGAGUCCUAGCCAAACAUACUGUGAUGACUAUUACAAAUUAACAUACCCCUGCACUCCUGGAGCUGAAUACUACGGACGUGGAGCCAUUCCUAUUUACUGGAACUACAAUUAUGGAGCUGCUGGAGAAGCUCUGAAGGUGAAUCUCCUUGACCAUCCAGAAUACAUAGAGCAGAAUGCAACCCUUGCUUUCCAAGCCGCAAUAUGGAGAUGGAUGUCGCCAAUCAAAAAGGCACAACCCUCUGCUCACGAUGCCUUCGUCGGUAACUGGAAGCCAACCAAGAACGACACAUUGGAGAACCGUGUACCUGGUUUCGGUGCUACAAUGAACAUUCUAUACGGUGAAGGUGUUUGUGGACAGGGUGAUGUUGACUCGAUGAACAACAUCGUUUCCCAUUUCCAAUAUUAUCUUGAUCUUCUCGGUGUCGGUCGUGAACGAGGCGGGCCCCAUGAAGUUCUUACCUGUGGUGAGCAGCGUCCUUUCAACCCAAACACCAAAACUGCAUCAUCUUAAAUUAGCUAUAUUGUUGUGUUGUGCCUAUACCUUUGAAAACGGUAAGCUAAUAAGGAGUUCUUAAAAAGUUAUUGGCAACAAUGCAAUAAUUUUGAACUGUGUGGAAGUGUGCGAAUUCUUUAUAGCUUUUGUUGUGUAGAAGUCAAGUCAUUUGUAAUAUCAUUAUACUUUGUGAGAAAUCUGUAUCUGGUAUAUAACUACAUUAUGGAUAUUUUGUGUAAAUUUGAAGUUGUUUAUUUCAAACAAAAUCUAUGUGUUUAUUAGUGGCCAACAAUAUAAGGUCUUGUUUAUUUUCUCAAAUA
This is a messenger RNA of Vicia villosa (hairy vetch), 1371 nucleotides long. RefSeq names its product chitinase-like protein 1. Gene Ontology annotation, molecular function: chitinase activity. The transcript is spliced from 3 exons. NCBI's taxonomy places the organism in Eukaryota, Viridiplantae, Streptophyta, Magnoliopsida, Fabales, Fabaceae. The record is from RefSeq and is a predicted model, not a curated record. Bases 119 to 1069 code for a protein of 316 amino acids. Gene Ontology annotation, biological process: cell wall macromolecule catabolic process; carbohydrate metabolic process; chitin catabolic process.